This is a messenger RNA of Moneuplotes crassus, 760 nucleotides long. Lineage: Eukaryota; Ciliophora; Spirotrichea; Euplotida; Euplotidae. The record is from the annotation of a GenBank genome assembly.
CCCCAAAACCCCAAAACCCCGAGUUAAAAUUAUUAUUGAAUCAAUGAAUUUCCUACAAACUUUCAAAUUUUUUCACAAAAUAAGCCCCACAACAUCUACCCCAUCCCAAUCCAUUUCUCCCCCAAUUCCAUUCCUCCUCCACCUCCAAACACCCCUCCUACCCCUCCCAUCCCCUCUAACCCCCUCUCUCCUCCAACACACCCCUCUCAGUCCCCAUCUUCCCCCUCUCCUCCCCACUCAGCCCCCAAAAUCCCCUCCCCAACACCCCUACAGCCCACCCUCCAGCUCCACCCCUACCUCUUCCAAGCCAAUAAAAAUCCUAACCUAAAGACUUUCCCAUAAAAUACCUAAAAAAUAGAAAUUUUAAAAAUUUGACUGGAAUUUUAAUAUUUUUUUAACAAAUUUGGUAAACAAUUUUGUUUAUGGGAAAUUUUCAGAAAAAUUAUAGUUGGAAGUUAGCAUUUAGGGUUGGAGGAGAGGAUGGAGUGGUGAGAGUGGUGGUGCUGUUGGAGGGUGGUGGAGGGACUUGGUGUUGGUGGGAGAGAGGAUUUUGGAAAAAAUUGGUCAGAAAUUGGUAAACAGAAAAUGUAGAUUUUGGGAAAUUUGUGUUUUGGACAGAAAUCAAGGAGAUACUAAUUAAUUUUUGUUGUAUUUGUUUGUUUUCUAUUAAUAAAAAUAGGUUAGUUAAUUACUUUCUGAAAAUUUGAUGGAUUUUUGUUCCUAACUUUUGAACCAGAAGAGAUUUUUAGGUGCUGACUGG